AUGGAGGAGAAUACUAAUGCAACAGAUUUCGAAUGGCCUACUUUUGAAUGGUGUUUCGAUAUGGAGAUGUGGCUGCACACGAUGGCCACACCUCAAAAUGUGUCGACACAAAUGAGAACCAAAUAUGCACACUACAAAACUUUUAGUUAUCGCUAUAAUGGAUUCUUCACAUUAGUGCUGAUUCUGCUCGGGCUUAGUGGAAGUUGCCUUCUUGUGAAACAGAUCUACAGCUCUCGGGUGUUUUCAAGACGGCUGGCUGUACAUCUAGGGAUGAUUUGCUUCUGGGAUAUGUUGUAUUUACUUUGCUGUCUUUCAACCUACUGUAUCCCAUCACUGAUCUACAGUGUUACCCCAAUCUAUGGACCUUUCUCUUACAUUCUAUUUUUCCUCCAACCCUUCGCAUCUUUCUGUGUGUCAUGCACAAUUUGGCAAGUUUUUGCCAUCACUCUAGAAAGAUAUCUGGCCGUCUCAUCACCAUUGGAACAGCGUACUCGGAAAGCAAAGUUCGGUGUCGGUUGGAUUUGUGUGGGGAUUACUAUUGGUGCAUUCAUCCUCAAUCUGCUACCGGUCCCGUUUGAAAACGAGCUUGUUGAUUGUUUCGAAAUGGGCGUUGAUGAUCAAGGCGCGCCAACGUUCAAGAAUCAUACCAUGAUGAAACCCUAUUAUGAUGACAGGACUCGAAUUUAUAGAUUUUUGGUUCAUUUCUUCCCGGACCUCCUAUUUCGUGCCCCAACCCCAAUCAUAGUCAUCGGAACAUUGACAGUGCGUACUAUCCAAGCAUGCAGUCAGAGAAGCGUAGGAAACUUUCAAAUCGGAAUGAGAAUGAAUCGAAAUAUGCCACUCCGGUUGUCGCUACUUAAUUUCAAAUUCAUCCUAUGUAACACCCUAUACAUGUUCAACACAAUUCUACUAGAACUGUUGGAAUAUGGAAAUAUGGAAAACGGAGACUACGACGGCUAUAUCAAUUCCUUCUACCUAACCGACGCUUCCAAUAUGCUUUUGGUCGUUCAUAGUGCUACUAACUGGCUUCUCUUCUACAAAUUCCCAAGCUGCAGAAAGAAGGAUGUGGUGAGCAUGACACUAUCAACGUCCGUCAAAUACAAUUCUGUGAAAAUCCGCAUUGCUGAACACAUUGGAAAGCAAAUUAGUCCAUUUGCCUCAACUCUUGGAGCUGAUAUAAUUCAUAAGCUUUGCGAAGACGUCCAGGAAGUCCGCAACAUUGUUCAUGGAGACUCACAAAAAGAGAGUGAGCAAUACGAACAGGAAACCCUUGUUGGUGUUCAGUUCGGACAAUUUGUCAAGGAUGUGUUCCGAUGGUUUGGUGAUCGUAGCAGCCGUAUUUCCAAGAAAUUCAUGUACAAGCAGUAUUCGAGCGCCGCCAAGACCGGAAAACUAAACUUCAACCCGACUGAUUGGAAAAACAUCCGUAUCAUUGUCAUAGAUACUUUGGUGGCACAUCUAUUGGCACACGCCAAAGAAAACAAUGGGAAAGCGAAACAUCCUUAUUCGCGAGAGGAUAUUGAAGAAUGUGCAACACGAGUCUUCAAUCAUGUUCUCAGCGAGAUGAAGAAUGUUGCUUUAUGUGCAAAUGUUGAGGAAAGACAAAAAGGAAGGUCUGAACGUUUUGUGCGCUCCAAUUCAACCACAACUGCUAUGCCAAUGUUCCGCGAGCCACCGAGGAAAUCUCAUUCCGUUUCUAUGCGAUUCCAAUAUUCUACCUCAGUGGACAGUGUUCAAAUUUGUGAACAACAGAGUUUAAUUAAUAAUGUCUAA
Messenger RNA from Caenorhabditis briggsae, 1773 nucleotides. The transcript is spliced from 10 exons. The coding region runs from base 1 to 1773 and encodes 590 amino acids. NCBI's taxonomy places the organism in Eukaryota, Metazoa, Nematoda, Chromadorea, Rhabditida, Rhabditidae. Gene Ontology annotation, molecular function: G protein-coupled receptor activity. Gene Ontology annotation, cellular component: membrane. Gene Ontology annotation, biological process: G protein-coupled receptor signaling pathway. The record is from RefSeq and is a predicted model, not a curated record.